This is a messenger RNA of Metarhizium acridum CQMa 102, 513 nucleotides long. RefSeq lists its product as uncharacterized. The record is from RefSeq and is a predicted model, not a curated record. Lineage: Eukaryota; Fungi; Ascomycota; Sordariomycetes; Hypocreales; Clavicipitaceae.
AUGGGCACCCAAACCACCACACAGACCGUCGAGACCAUGUCUGUGCCGGCAGACAUGCUGGCUCUCCGCACGGUCGACCAGCAGCCAUUGUGCGUUACUGUUCCCGGCAACGCGCCAAUCACCGUGACUGGCCACACCAAUGCCAGAUACUUCCAGAAAGUCACUGUCGAAGACAUUGCAAAUAAAACAACCUACGUAUUUACAGGAUCGGGUGAGGACGAGACGGCAAUGGAGGUCCAAGGCUCCAAAGAAAAGGGGGUGGUGCUGCUGCAUGCCCUGGAGAGCAAGCCACUUUAUCGCACCCUAACGGUACUCUGCGAGUACUCAUCCCAAGGGCCCAGCGGUCGCCUUGAGAAAUCGACCGUCUUGGUGCCCCGAGUGCUUUAUGAAUACAACGGACCCCGACAUCUGAAGCGAAUGUCAUGGGAGAUAUUCACCGAAGAUGGCGUGGACAACGACUACAACGACUCGGUGAUUCGGAUUGUGGCCGACGUUAACCAGGAUCUCAGUUAG